Molecule: messenger RNA, 435 nt
Organism: Soboliphyme baturini
Lineage: Eukaryota; Metazoa; Nematoda; Enoplea; Dioctophymatida; Soboliphymatidae
Source: the annotation of a GenBank genome assembly
AUGCGUCCAGCCACCCUGCACUGGAGCCGAACCAAAAACUUGAUGCACUUUCAUGCUUUUAUGGGCUUCGGUGUCUUGUUCACGACAAUGUUCGUGGUAAACCUGAUUUGGGGCGAAUGUGAACUGACCGAUAUUCCAGAAGGAUACGAGCCUCACUAUUGGGAAUAUGAAAGGCAUCCGCUGAGUCAAUGGUUUGCCAAAUACUAUUACACGAGUCCGCAGAGAGACCAUGAAAAGUUUCUGUCGAAGAUCAGUUUCCUGAAUCAGAAGCGCCUUUGGGCGUUGGAAGAACAACGGGUGAAACACCUGGUAUUCGAAAGGGGAGACUAUAAAGCAUGGUAUUACGUGCCGGUAAAAGCAAAGUGGGUGGAAUACGAAAACUACCGGGCGGACAGAAUACGUCAAAAUGUCGAAGACUUUAUACACAUGAUGUGA